AUGUCCACAACCCAAGAGCCCCAGCCCGCAGCCCACUCGGACGUCCCCCAAGAAGGGGCUCAGCAGGAGCCCAGGGAGGCCGCCCAAGCACAGGAGGUGGAGCAAGAGCAUCUGCAUCGGGCCAAUGCUGACUGGGAGGACAACGCUAUACUCAGCCUGCCCCCGCCAUUGCCAUUCGAUCUGGCUGUGGAGAGUCUCACGGUCGGCGUGCCCGAUCAUGGUGGACCAUCGCUUAGAUGGCUCAGGCGUCUCCUUGGACGGAAGAAGCGGCAGAGCGAAGUCGAGGAAAAGGAUGAGAAGCCGAAGAAGAAGUGGAUCCUGAAUGAAGUGAGCUGUGAAUGUCGAAGUGGGCAGGUGCUUGCAAUAUUGGGAGGUUCUGGGUCUGGAAAGACGACCCUGCUGAACUCUAUAGCUCAUCGCCUGACAGGAUUGCCUACCACAAACGGUGAAGUGGCAUACUUCUCGCCGUCAUCAGCUCCUGGAGAGGACAGGGGCGAGAAGCUGGAUAGAAGCCAAGUCAAGAAGCGAAUCGGGUUCGUCCGGCAGCAAGAUUACCUCGUGGAGUGUCUGACUGUCCGAGAAACGUUGACCUACGCGGCCAAAUUAAGACUGCCCACCCACCUUACGGAUGACACCAUUCACUCAAUAGUCGAGCAAACGAUAGAAGAAUUGGGCUUGAAGGACGCAGGCAACACAGUCGUGGGAGGACCGUUGCGGAAAGGCAUAUCGGGAGGCGAAAAACGGCGACUAUCUAUUGGCUGUGUGCUGGUGACACUACCAAGCGUCCUGAUACUAGACGAACCCACAUCCGGCCUCGACGCCUUCACUUCAUACCUCCUGCUUCUCACUCUCUCCCAACUCGCUCGCCGGGGACGUACGAUCGUCCUCUCCAUUCACGCCCCGAGAUCUGACGCUUUUGACCUUUUCGACCGUAUCGCCCUUCUGUCUAAAGGAGAGAUUGUCUACUCUGGGCCGAGGAGCAGUUGUCUGGGAUGGUUCUAUAGCUUGGGGCAUGAGGUGGAAAGAGGUGUCAAUCCUCUCGACUUCCUGAUCGAUAUAUCCUCUGUGGACAAUAGGACGCCCGAAAACGAAGAGUCCUCGCUAGCCCGUGUGCGAUCUCUUGUACAAGCUUGGAACCUCCGCUCCCCAACUCAUUGGGCCGACAACCUGGCAAAACGGUCCAUCGACGGCAUCUCUACCAUCUCGUCGGAGAAUGUCGCUCCAAUCCCCAUUGCUUCAGCCGAGAAAGGGACCCUUGCAAGACCAGAGGAAGCUAAAGCUAAAGAUGAAAGACGGCCGGGGAUCUGGAAACAAACAACGGUGCUGACUGUGAGGGCGCACAAGAAUGUGUACCGCAACGUACCGCAGUUAGUGGGGUUCGGGCUUCAGGCGGUACUGUUGGGCGUCAUCAUAGGAACAACUUACUACCGACUAUCAGAGACGCCAACAGGUGUCCAGAGUUUGAAGAAUUUAUCGUUCCAGCUGAUACCAGGUGUCUUCUAUUUACAACAGGUCUUUUGGAUCUACAAGUUCUGCACGGAUCUUGUCAUAUUUGACCGGGAAAGGGAAGACAGCUUAUAUGACGUAAUCCCAUGGGUAAUCUCUGACUAUCUAUCAUUCUUGAUACCCAGUAUCUUUGAACCAACGAUAUAUGUUGUACUUGUGUACUUUAUCUCCAAAUUGAGGACGGACGAACUUGCCGCGCAUCUCUUUACGACUAUUGCCUCUACACUGCUUGUUCAAAUGACCACUCAGGGUCUUGCACUUAUAUCUGCUGCUACGCUACGAUCUUUCCCGGCUGCAUCCAUGCUGGGCAAUUCCAUCAACUUGUUUCAGAUCAUGUCAUCCGGUUUCAUAUUGACCCAUGUGCCUCCUUAUGUUGCUUGGAUCCGUUGGAUCAGCCCGUAUUUCUAUUCUUUUCGCAUCGUGGCCACCACCCAAUUCAAAGACCGGAUAUUCGACUGUCCAUCUGACUCGGAUGCCAAUUUGAACCAGUGCGUCGGCAAUAACGUGCUGAACGGUCUCAAAUUCAACUACGAAACCAACAUUCGCGCCUGGUUCGGGGGCCUUAUCGGACUCGCGAUCGUCCAGUAUGCGCUCGCUUGUGUCGUACUCUGGGCCAUACCGGGUGGUGGGGCGAAACACGCUUCAGAGAUCGAGUCGCAGAACCGAGGAAAGGGGACAGAUGUCGUGGAGAGCCAUAUGACCAGGGACAAGAUUGAUGUGACUGUCAAGAAUCUCACGCUUUCUUGGAAUAGACGAGGAAGGGGGGCUGUGAAUGACCUCCAAAAAGUCAUAUUGGACGACGUGUCUAUGCACUUUCCAGCGGGGGAGAUCUCGGCCAUCUUGGGUCCCUCAGGUGCCGGCAAAUCAACACUUCUCCAGCUUAUUGCCGGCCGCCACCUCUCUGCCGGCCCUUUGUCUCGUUUCACAUCCACCGGAUCUCUGCUUUUCGCCAACGAACCCAUCACACAUACCACCCAAUCCAAUGUCGCUUUCGUGGAACAAGGCGAUGACUGGCACCUGCCAUCGCUCACUGUACGGGAGACUCUGACGUAUGCUGCUAUCUUGAGGCUGCCGGAGAAGAUGCCAAAGAAGCAGAAGAUUGCAAGGGCAGAGACGGUACUCAGGAUGCUGGGGCUGAAGGAUUGUGCAGAUCUACCGGUAGGAGGGGCGCUAUUGAAGGGUAUCAGUGGUGGAGAGAAGAGAAGAAUGAGUUUGUCCGUGCAAAUGAUCAAUGACCCCGCUGUCUUGGUAGUGGACGAACCAACUUCCGGCUUGGACGCGAGCAUCGCGUUGGGAGUGAUGCAAGUUCUCCGGGAUAUCGCAUCAUCCGGCCGUACCGUGAUUGCAACGAUUCACCAACCUCGAAGUGACAUUUGGAAGUUGACUGAUAACGUCACUCUCUUGGCAAAAGGCGGCAUCGUUGCUUUUUCCGGCACGAGAAAUGAGGCUCUCGAAUACUUUACUUCAAUUGAUCACCCCAUGCCGUCAGAGUUCUUCAACCCCGCGGACCAUUUGCUGGAUCUUGUUUCCGUCGACCCUCGUCCAACCUACCACCAGGAUUCCCUGAAUAGGGUACAACAUCUCACCAGCCGAUGGCAGUCUCGUAAGAUAAAUCAGGAGAGCGGGCACGAGCAAGAGAGAAGCCAGCACGAAACAACAGUCAAGCGUGGAGCUGAGACGACGGCGAUGAGAACGGCUUUGCCGGUUGUCCUUGGGAGACACUGGAAGAAUCUCUGGAGAAGGAAAGACGUCUUUUUCAACCGCCUUGUGCAGACACCUUUGCUGGGAGGGCUGUUUAUUCUCUUUUUCCAGAGACUGACUCAUGGUCCCUCCGGUGCACAAGACCGUAUUGGUAUAGCCAUCGAGUCUACCUCUGCUGUUGCCUUCGUCGGUCUACUCAAUGCCAUGAGCAUCUUCCCCGGAGACAGAAAUCUUUACCUGCACGAAUCGAAAUCAUCCGCGCGCUAUUCGCCUGCGACUUUCAUCAUCAUGUACACUUUGGUAGAGGUUGGAUUCGAGGUACUGGCUGCUUUAGCCUACGGGGCGAUCAUCAAUGUUGGAGCAGGUAUGCAGACCUCCGCAAGAAUCUACUUUGAGUUCUCCAUCUCCAUUUGGGCAAUGACGAAUAUGGGCGAGAGUUAUGCCAUGAUCCUGGGAAGCUGGAUACAAACAGAGGGUCUGACAGUAACUGUCGUGUCGACAAUCUUGUCAUUGGUCGGCCAGGUCAGCGGUGUCAUCUCUCUCUCCGUCCCAAAGUGGCUGGCAGCGAUUGCUUGGGGAACAUGCGUCAAAGCAGCCACCCGUAUCCAGAUCAUCAACGAAGCCGCUGGGUUGGUCUUUCAUUGCACCGAAGAGGAGGUGUCCUCUGGUGCGUGCGUCGCUCAAUCUGGAGAUCAAUUGCUUGCACUAUUCAACUGGCACGAUCUCAAUACCGAGAAGUACAUGGGGAUCAUGAUUGCUAUCUGUGUAGGCUGGAGAGUAGUGGCUUGGCUAUCUUUAGCGGGCAGGGUGGGAGGCUUCAAAUGA
Molecule: messenger RNA, 4032 nt
Organism: Cryptococcus wingfieldii CBS 7118
Lineage: Eukaryota; Fungi; Basidiomycota; Tremellomycetes; Tremellales; Cryptococcaceae
Product: ABC transporter
Exons: 28
Coding region: 1-4032 (1343 amino acids)
Cellular component (GO): membrane
Molecular function (GO): ABC-type transporter activity; ATP hydrolysis activity; ATP binding
Source: RefSeq, a predicted model, not a curated record